This is a messenger RNA of Camponotus floridanus (Florida carpenter ant), 2767 nucleotides long. It is a transcript of the gene Vps53, whose product is annotated as vacuolar protein sorting-associated protein 53 homolog. The record is from RefSeq and is a predicted model, not a curated record. Gene Ontology annotation, cellular component: GARP complex. Gene Ontology annotation, biological process: retrograde transport, endosome to Golgi. Lineage: Eukaryota; Metazoa; Arthropoda; Insecta; Hymenoptera; Formicidae.
UGAUCAGUUUAGCUUCUGAGCGUCAUAUCGCAUAGCGUAAUCGAUCGGUUUACCAUCGUGUCGUGACAACUACUCGUGCCUCAUUCAUGUAAACGUCAUUAAAUAUGUCUCACCUAUAGCCAUAUAUACAAUGGUUUCAUCUACCACCUUGUCACAAUUCACAUAUAUACCGAUCAAGUGUAACGAAAUGCUUGUAUGAAAUACAUUCAUGUCUAUUCGUAGUACAAUGGAAAAUCACGAGGAAGAUGAUUUAGAGGAAUUGCGCUCUACAAUCUAUACAUUCCCACCAGAUGUGCAGAACGUCAUCGAACAGGUCUUACCUAGUACCGAUCCUUUGGACCAAUCUAAUUUUAAUGUGGUGGAUUAUAUAAAUUCUCUAUUUCCUACAGAACAAUCUUUGUCAAAUAUUGAUGAUGUAGUGAAUGAUAAUAUAUUUGAUAAAGAUAUACGAUCAGUCGUACGUGGGCAGACUAAUGUAGGCCAAGAUGGUAGAGCAGCGUUAGAAGAUGCACAAAAAGUGAUAAGGCAAUUAUUUGUCCAUAUAAAAGACAUAAAAGAUAAAGCGGAACAAUCGGAGGAAGUGGUCAAAGAGAUCACGAGAGAUAUUAAACAACUGGAUUUUGCUAAAAGAAAUCUUACUGCCUCAAUAACAGCGCUAAAUCACCUACACAUGCUUGUAGAAGGAGUAGAUGGUUUAAAAAUAUUAACACAAAAGAAACAAUAUGGAGAAAUUAUCUUACCAUUACAAGCAGUGAUGGAAGUGAUGCAGCAUUUUAACAGCUAUAUGGAUAUACCACAAGUGAAGCAGUUAUCUGAUCAAGUACAUCAGAUUCAUGUUGAGUUGGCCCAGCAGAUUACAGCAGAUUUCAAACAAGCUUUUUCAGGCCAGAAUCCAAAGCAUUUCAAUCAGUUAACAGAGGGAUGUUUAGUAUUAUCAGUAUUAGAUCCUAAAGUGAAGAAAGAUCUGCUCAUUUGGUUCGUAAAUAUCCAAUUACAAGAAUAUGCACAUUUGUUUGAUGAAAAUCAAGAUUUUGCUUGGUUGGAUAAAAUAGAUCGAAGAUACGCAUGGAUCAAGAAACAUCUACUCGAUUUUGAAUCCAAGUUCGGUACAAUCUUUCCUCAAGAUUGGGAGAUCUCCGAACGUAUAGCCGUACAGUUCUGUCACGUUACACGUGAAGAUCUCACUAAAUUGAUGAACAAGAGACGUAGUGAAAUAGAUGUUAAAUUAUUGCUUUAUGCAAUUCAGAGAACCAGUAACUUUGAAUCAUUAUUGGCAAAACGUUUUAUCGGAAGUACUUUGGAGACUGUCGAAACUAAAAGUGCAAUAGUCAAUAACGACGCGACUGAAAAAGUUCCGGGGAAUCCUUUUGAAGAAGAAAAUGAGAAGGUUGAAACUGAAAAAUCAAAACCUUCUCCAUUCGCAAAUCUUAUAGGAAGAUGUUUUGAACCAUACCUGAAUAUCUAUAUAGAAAGUUUAGAUCGCAAUUUAGCAGAUCUGAUGGAUAAGUUCGUGUCCGAUUCUAAAACACAACCACCAGGUGCCAAAGAAUUUGAUGGCAUUGAAGGUCCGAGCAGUGUCUUGAGCUCAUGUGCCGAUCUAUUUGUGUUUUACAAAAAGUGUAUGUUACAAUGUACUCAACUUAGUACUGGUUUAAUUAUGCUGAGUCUUACCGAGACCUUUCAAAAAUACCUACGAGAAUAUGCAGUCAAGAUCUUACAAAAUAAUUUGCCAAAAAUCGGAGGUAAUGCAGGUAUCGGCACCAGUAUGAGCAAUAUCACACGUGAUUUUCGAGAUCUAUCAACAUCAGGUUUUAUACAAAAUUUUCAGAGUUUCUUAAAAGAAGGAGAAAUUGCCAGAUUUAACAAGGAGGAACAAUCUCGUAUAUGCUGUAUCUUAACAACAGCAGAAUAUUGUUUAGAGACGACACAACAAUUACAAGGGAAGCUUCGUGAGAAGACAGAUGAAUGUUAUUCUGAAAAAAUUGUUUUAGCUCAAGAACAAGAUAAUUUUCAUAAGGUGAUUUCUCAUUGUAUCCAAUUAUUAGUUCAAGAUUUAGAAACAGCUUGUGAAUCCGCGUUGACUGCUAUGACUAAGAUGCAAUGGAGUUCUGUGGAAGUAGUAGGUGAUCAAAGUAAUUAUGUUAAUACCAUAAUAGGACAUCUUCGACAAACAAUACCCACCAUUCGAGAUAGACUAUCUUCUUGUCGAAAAUAUUUCACACAGUUUUGUGUCAAGUUCGCUAGUUCUUUUAUAGCAAAAUUAGUACAACAGUUAUUUAAAUGUAAACCAUUAAAUGCCGUUGGCGCAGAACAACUAUUAUUAGAUGUGCACAUGUUAAAAACAGCUUUGUUAGAUCUUCCAUCAACUGGUUAUCAAAUACAAAGAAAAGCUCCAAUAACAUAUACCAAGGUUGUGAUUAAAGGAAUGGCAAAUGCUGAAAUGAUAUUAAAGAUUGUAAUGUCUUCGAUUGAAUCUGCGACAGAUUUUGUCAAACAAUGCAGAAUGCAUUUGCCUGACUUGAAAUCCUCGGAAUUUCAAAAAAUUUUAGAUAUGAAGGGAUUGAAAAAAACUGAACAAGUUCAAUUUGUUGAUCAAUUUAAACAACUUGAAAACGCGAAUACCGCACACGCUACAAAGAAUCAUGUAGUUAAUGAUAGCCCAGAGCAUGAAGCUGGAAGAAUUAAAAGACUAGAAAAGCUAGUCAAGAAGAGGAUUUAAAAAUAUUAAAUAUUGUAAUACUUUCUCAUUGUACAUAUUUAACAUAGG